This is a messenger RNA of Merops nubicus (carmine bee-eater), 717 nucleotides long. RefSeq names its product ficolin (collagen/fibrinogen domain containing lectin) 2 (gene FCN2). The transcript is spliced from 4 exons. The annotation marks the transcript as partial. The record is from RefSeq and is a predicted model, not a curated record. Lineage: Eukaryota; Metazoa; Chordata; Aves; Coraciiformes; Meropidae.
AAGCCAGGAGUUGCCAAGAGCUCUUGGGCAGAGGGAAGCUCCUGAGUGGCUGGUACACCAUCUACCCCCAAGGCUGCAACGCCACCACUGUCUUCUGUGACAUGGACACGGAUGGUGGAGGAUGGAUUGUUUUCCAGAGGCGCUGGGAUGGGUCAGUGAACUUCUUGCGAGACUGGGAUUCAUACAAACGAGGCUUUGGCAACCAGCUGACAGAGUUCUGGCUGGGGAAUGACAACAUCCACUUCCUCACCUCGCUGGGACCCUGUGAACUCCGCGUUGACCUGAGAGACUUUGAAAACAACUACUACUUUGCCAAGUAUGCUUCAUUCAGAGUUUUGGGAGAGUCUGAGAAAUACAAACUGCUUCUAGGAGAUUUCCUUGGUGGAAACGCCGGAGACUCCUUAUCCUACCACAGGGACAUGCUGUUUUCAACGACAGACCAGGACAAUGACCUGAGCUCCUUCAACUGUGCCACGGAAUACAAGGGAGCGUGGUGGUACAACGACUGCCACUACUCCAACCUGAACGGCAGGUACUGGCUGGGUGUGCACGAGAGCUACGCUGAUGGCAUUAACUGGAAGACAGGCAAGGAAUACCACUACUCCCACAAGAGAACAGAAAUGAAAUUCAGGCCAGUUUAAUAUGGCAAGAGGGCACCUGACCAGCCCCAACAGGUACCACUCAACAGCCAAGAGAAGACACAAAGGAUGACGUUGU